Colletotrichum siamense is the source of this 1098-nucleotide messenger RNA. It is a transcript of the gene aco, whose product is annotated as 1-aminocyclopropane-1-carboxylate oxidase. NCBI's taxonomy places the organism in Eukaryota, Fungi, Ascomycota, Sordariomycetes, Glomerellales, Glomerellaceae. Gene Ontology annotation, molecular function: dioxygenase activity. The transcript has 4 exons. The coding region runs from base 1 to 1098 and encodes 365 amino acids. The record is from RefSeq and is a predicted model, not a curated record.
AUGCCUUCUGCUGUGUCUGAGUUGUACCAAUACUCCCACGUCCCCGAGACGGAGGAGAACCUCGAUUGGGCAGACCUUCCCACCAUUGACCUUGCCAAGUACGGAACACCAGAGGGCAACAAGGAACUUGCCCAGACUUUGAUCGAAGCUAUCCGCACCAAGGGUUUCUUUUAUGUCAUCAACUACGGCAUCUCACAACAAGAAGUCGACAAGCAGUUCGCUCUAGGCCAGAAGUUCUACGAGCUCCCUCUUGAUGAGAAGCUAAAGUAUGAGCCCAACCUUGAUUCCGGUGACUACAAUGGAUACCGUCCUGCAGGCAGGCGGUUCCUGAGCGGUGGCAUUAAGGACAAGACCGAAGUUUGGAACAUGGCGACCAAGGAUGGUCACAUUACCCAGCCCCUGCCCAAGCUUUUGGAGGAGCGCAAAGAGGAGAUUGAGGGCUUCGCCAAGGACUUGCAUGACAAGGUAUUGGACCCCUUGAACCACCUCAUCGCUCUUGCAUUGGAGCUUCCGGAAGACUUCUUUACUCGUGUCCACAAGUGGGAUGUCCAUGACGAGUCGCAUCUGCGAUACAUGAAGUACUCCAAGUUCACACCAGAGGAGAUUGAGAAGCUCGAUGACGGUCUUUGGUCUCGUGGCCACACCGAUCUCGGCACCAUCACCCUUCUUUUCCGCCAGCCAGUGGCCGCGCUGCAGAUCAGGGAUCACGAGACCGGCAACUGGAAGUGGGCCAAGCCUCUUGACGGCAGUCUGACUGUCAACACUUGCGACGCCUUGAGCUUUCUGACUGGCGGUUACGUCAAGUCUACCGUUCACAGAGUAUCUGUUCCCCCCAAGGACCAGCGCCACGUCGAUCGCCUGGGCCUUCUGUACUUCGCCCGUCCCCAGAAUGAUCUCACGCUGAAGACCAUUGACUCUCCCGUCUUGAAGCGCGAGGGCUUCACACAAAAUGAGUUCGAGGCCGGCGGUCACAGAGUUCCAACGAUGGGCGAGUUCACGACUCUCAAGCAGACAUGGCAGCAGAGAAAGGGCGUCAGCUACCAGUCAUCCGAAGGCCAAGAGAUUUUGCCUGGUUUCAAGGGCCAGUACUUCCAAUAG